AUGGAUGCGGCUGCUGGCACAAGUACGACACAGUCUCAUCGACACAAACCACUGUCAAAAGCUGAGAAACAAAUCGUGUGGAAAGUAUAUGAUGGGCUUAAGAAAACACAUCCUACAACGGAAGCUGUAGAUCGCUGUUCGUUCUUAACAGGAGUGUCAGCCACCACAGUUGAAAGAAUUGUGCGUGAAUUAAAAAGCACAGAAACUUUAAGUGCGCCAAAAACUCGCCAGCGUGGACGAAGAUCUUUUCAUUUAAGUGAAUCGCAAAUGAGUAUAAUCCGGAGAACUGUACAUACGUUCUUUUUAGAAAAUAAGCUUCCAACUAUCAAAAGUGUUAAGGUUAAGUUGCAGGAGAACGACAUGAUUCCUCAAAUGGGCCGUGAAACUCUAAGAAAAGUUUUGCAUAAAAAAAUAUACUACCUUGAUGAAACUUGGAUUAAUGCCGGGCAUACGGUUUCAAAAAUUUGGCACGAUACAACUAUAAGAACUCCUCGUCAAGCAUUUAUAGAAGGCUUAUCUACAGGCUUACGAGCACCAUCAGGCAAAGGUCAACGUCUUAUUGUAGCUCAUAUCGGUAGCGAUACAGGUUUUCUUGAAAAUAAUGCUCUCGUUUUUAUAUCAAAGAAAACUGGCGACUAUCACGAGGACAUGGACGCCGUAUGCUUUGAAAGAUGGUUCGAAAACGUUCUUCAGCAUCUCGAACCUAACUCAGUGGUCGUAUUAGACAAUGCACCCUACCAUAGUCGACUUGUUGAACGAAUUCCUACUAUGAGUGACAAAAAAGCAGUUUUGCAACAUUGGUUGAGGGAAAAAUCAAUUCCAUACGGCGAGGAUAUGGUUAAAUUAGAGCUUAUUGGUAUUAUUAAACAACAUCGUGGUACAUAUCGUCAGCAUGCUGUAGAUACAAUGGCUAGACUUCAUGGCAUUACCAUCUUACGACUACCGCCUUAUCAUUGUGAAUUGAACCCAAUAGAAUUAAUUUGGGCACAAAUGAAAGGAUAUGUGGCUCGGGAAAAUGUCACAUAUAAAAUUAGUGAUGUCCAGCGUCUCUUGCAAGCCAGUUUGGACAGUAUUAAUUCAACUGAUUGGAAGAAUGCGAUAAGCCAUGUCAUUAAAGUAGAAGACGAUAUGUGGAGGUUGGACGGCAUGGUGGAUAAUGUUAUUGAGCCUGUGAUAAUACAAUUAGGAUCAAAUGAUUCAGACAGUUCUGCAGAAUCAAUGGAGUAA
Diabrotica virgifera virgifera (western corn rootworm) is the source of this 1227-nucleotide messenger RNA. RefSeq lists its product as uncharacterized. The record is from RefSeq and is a predicted model, not a curated record. Gene Ontology annotation, molecular function: nucleic acid binding. The coding region runs from base 1 to 1227 and encodes 408 amino acids. The transcript is spliced from 2 exons. NCBI's taxonomy places the organism in Eukaryota, Metazoa, Arthropoda, Insecta, Coleoptera, Chrysomelidae.